This is a messenger RNA of Fusarium oxysporum Fo47, 1457 nucleotides long. RefSeq names its product alpha-factor pheromone receptor STE2. The record is from RefSeq and is a predicted model, not a curated record. Gene Ontology annotation, molecular function: mating-type factor pheromone receptor activity; pheromone binding. The transcript has 2 exons. Gene Ontology annotation, biological process: G protein-coupled receptor signaling pathway. Lineage: Eukaryota; Fungi; Ascomycota; Sordariomycetes; Hypocreales; Nectriaceae. Gene Ontology annotation, cellular component: G protein-coupled receptor homodimeric complex; membrane. The coding region runs from base 1 to 1143 and encodes 380 amino acids.
AUGUCGACCUUUGAUCCGUUUACGCAGAACAUCACGUUCUUAGCAGCAGAUGGAAACACCACCAUCAGCAUCCCCGUGGUGCUCGUUGACGAGAUGCGUCGUAUGAUGGUCAACACCGUCAUCAACUAUGCCACACAACUCGGCGCCUGUCUCGUCAUGCUCGUCGUUCUCCUCGUCAUGGUCCCCUUCUCCAAGUUCCGAAGACCCUUCAACGCUCUUCAGAUCAUCAGUCUCUUCAUCUGCUCGUGUAGAAUGGUUCUCCUGUGUAUCUGGAACAUCUCCAAGUUCGCCGACUUUUAUCCCUUCUGGUCUCACGACUUUAGCCAUAUUCCUCGCAGUGAGUAUGCACCAGCCAUCGCUGCCAAUAUCAUCUCGCUCUUGCUCGUCAUCUCGAUUGAGACGAUGCUCAUGAGUCAGGCUUGGACGAUGGUUAAGCUGUGGCCGAAUAUGUGGAAGUAUAUCAUUGCUGGUCUUUCACUCGUCAUUUCUCUCAUGACGAUCUGUGUGAGAAUUGCUUUCACGGCUGUUCAGAACAAGGCAGUUCUUGAUACCAUUCCGCCAUUGCAUAUGCUCUGGCUCAUCAAGUGGACGGUCAUCAUGAAUGUGUCUUCCAUCUCAUGGUGGUGUGCCAUCUUCAACAUCAAGCUCAUCUGGCAUCUCAUCUCCAAUCGUGGUAUCCUACCAUCUUACAAGACGCUCACUCCCAUGGAAGUCCUCGUCAUGACCAAUGGCAUCCUGAUGAUCAUCCCAGUCAUCUUCGCCUCUCUUGAAUGGGCUCACUUCGUCGACUUCGAAGCAGCAUCCCUCACCCUCUCCUCCGUCGCCGUCAUCCUCCCGCUCGGCACCCUCGCCGCACAACGCAUCGCCGCCAGCAACGCCAACAGCGCCCACUCCUCCGGCGCCUCAAACGGCAUCCGCUACGGCGCCAGCGGCCCCAACUCCUUCACUGGCUUCAAAGCACCUAGUUUCAGCACCAACCGCAGCGGCGCCACCGACAGGCCUCACGUCUCCGUGUACGCCCGCUGUGAAGCUGGGACUUCGUCUCGCGACCACAUCAAUCCCGGGGAUGUUGAGCUAGGCAAGAUCGACAGUGAUCACGUCCGGGUUGACAAAGCCUUCUUGCAACGUGAAGAGCGGAUCUAGGCCACUCUUUGCAAUUUCAGCUUCCACGAAAACUGCUUUUGGGAAAUGGUAUUACACGUUCAUGUUUUCGACCAAAACAAAACUUCUAGCGCGGCGUAUCGGCACAAGUUGCUUUUCCUUCAUGUUACUGCUUUUCUUAGCGAACAGCUUUCAUACCCAAUGCGGUUGAUGAUGCUUGGGAUAACUCGCAUCCUACUUUCUUUAGUUUAUGGUAUCUCUUUUGACCCGAUGACUUUUAAUCAAGGACGAUACUGUCUAUGCCUUGCUCUUCUUUAGUUAAAAGAUGGAUAAGCGCUCAGGCGCACAGUAGCGAU